This is a messenger RNA of Clarias gariepinus (North African catfish), 3380 nucleotides long. RefSeq lists its product as uncharacterized. The record is from RefSeq and is a predicted model, not a curated record. The transcript has 5 exons. Bases 394 to 1965 code for a protein of 523 amino acids. Lineage: Eukaryota; Metazoa; Chordata; Actinopteri; Siluriformes; Clariidae.
CCUCCCCUCUCGGUAUUAUCAGCGGCCUCUAUUUUCACGCUCGGCGCGUCGCAGGCGCUCCCGGUUUGGCCGUUAAAUCCGCCGCGAGCGCCAUGUUGAUGCAGACGCGCGGAGCGAUGGCGCAUCGGGUCCGUGGCGGGGCGCAGGCUCGCGGCGGUGGAGACACGCGCAGGGAUUAGAGACGUCGCGCGGCGCAGCUCUGAGGAUCGGGAUGGGUCGGAAAGGCGGUCGUCUGCGCGCGGAACGAUGGCUGUGGCAGAACGUAUAAAGAGCAGCAUCCUUCACCAGACGUCCUGAUUGCAAGGAGGCUCGUCGGUCACUGUUGCCACGGCAGCGCUCGUGGAGGAAGAGAAGGAGCGGCUGUUGCGGUGGCGCCACGCUCUGCUGGAGGGGAUGGAGUACCACAGCACGGGAACCCUGCCGCUCCUGGGCAGCCCGCGUUACUGUCCCGGUGCCAACAGUGCCAGCGGGUACCUCUGCCAGACGGGCCACUGCUGUGGGGAGACCGGCUGCUGCACCUAUUACUAUGAGCUUUGGUGGUUUUGGCUCUUAUGGAGUGUAUUGAUCCUGUUCAGCUGCUGCUGUGCGUAUCGACACCGCCAGGCUAAACAGAGAGUCCAGCAGCAGCAGAGACAGAGAGAGAUCAACCUGAUGGCCUACCACGGAGCCUGCAGCUACCCGUCCUCCAUGCUGGACCUCAGUUUCCUCGCAUCACUCAAACUGCCAUCCUAUGAGGAAGUAGCAGCACAGCCCUGUACCCCACCCCCUCCCUACAGCUCGGUGGCUUACCCGCGAGGCUCCGCUCAUCCCGGACCGAGUCACAUGCUGUCCUCGCAGAGCUCGGAUAACUACACCAGCUGCUCAUGUGACUCCUGCUGCCCUUCUUCACCCUGUAGCUCCUCCCCUUCCUCCGCGCAGCUCACAGACGAGACCGACACUAGCCACACCUCCACUCCGUCUCACAGCGAGUCGGUCCCCAUUAACUCAGUCACUCAUCAUUCCGCAGAGCGACACCCUGAGACUCUAAUGACUCCACCUCUUAACGAACCUGGCUCCACGUCUCCGGCAGAAGCAACGGAGAUGGACCUGCCAGACUCCGCCUCCCUUGACUGUAAUGGCAACAGGACUGUUAAAACGGUCACGAAUCCCACAGUUAACAACAACGUGAUCAGUGAUGCUGAAGAAAGCACUAACUCGAACGAAACUGGUAAAAGUCGUAACUCAAAUGACAUCAAUAACCGCGGUGCCACUGAAAGCGCUAACGUACCUCAGCGUAACAACAUUAAUGACAUAAGCAGCAAGACUCAAAGGUCCAACUUCAGUCCAACCAGAGAUGAUAAAUCCACUGACUUCGAUCUCUUUCAUCCACCCAGCAAUAUGCUUCAAAAUACAUCAUACUCUCCCGUCGCCAUCCACUCAUCCUCUCCUCCAUCCUGUUCUCCUUUGUCUCCCUCAUCUCCUCCGCUCCCUCCUCCCUUAUCCCCGAUCUCCGACCCUCUUGGCGCUACCAUCUCUGAGAAGCAGAGCUCCCCUGGGCAGUGGGUGGAGCCAACGCAGGCGCACCACUCGGCCCCUCGGCCACAAUCUCCGCCCAAACCUGCUGUCUUUUCCCCUGACUUCCUGGAGCCGGAGCGGCGCGAUUCCGCAGUGUGCGACCUUGACGUGGACCAGACCCACUUCCAACAGCGACGUCUGACCGGAGACUCGGGCAUCGAGGUCUGCCGUUGUCGGAUCAGCCACGGAGGGGAGGAGGAAGAGGAGGAGGAGGAGGAAGACGACGAGGGCGAAGACAGGGAUCGUUCCGAGGAUAAGCCUCACAGCGCAAAAAGUGACAACCUCCACGACAGCGCCGACUGCUCCGUCCGUGCCCAGCUGUCCCCUUCUGAGCUGGGAGACACAUGCGGGUCGGGCUCAGCCACACCUGCGCGCAGCGAUGCAGUUGUUAUAGCCAUGGAAACCAUUUGACGGACAGGCGUCGCGUUGAAAUCCGGCGAUGUGCGUCAGCAGCGCUGAGCGAGAGAGAGCCUUCGGCUGCGCGGAGUGGAUUGCCUUUUAGUCCGAGUCUAAUCUAGCCGUGCUGUUGCGUUAGGACUGACGUUGUAGGCUGGUGAAAAGUGAUUUAAUAGCAUAGCAUAGGAAGGUCUCUCUUUCUGUCCCUCUUACACUGUCUCUCUCUCUCUGUUAUAGGAUAAAUGUCCUCAGUUCUCCAGCGCCUCAGAGAGAUCAUUGUUAGAGCCACAGUACAGACUCUGCCCUAACACACGCUCACACACCCACACACUCAAACAAAGAGUAACCUUUGUGUACGACAAUGUCUGGGACGGCGACCUGGUGGUUCAACAAUACCAUGUCCCCCUGUGAACACUUCUGUACUCAGUAGCACACGCAACAACUCGCCCUUUCUCUCGUUUCUCGGCUUGCAGUGUCGUACACAUCGAUAGACCUUGAAGCUGCUUAAAACCGUUCGGGAGUAAAGAUGCAAUAACACACUCAAACUUACCCACACACGCACGCACGCACGCCCACGUCUGUCCUGUGUGCCCCUGGGUAACCUAGUUCACACCAGGUCAGGCAGCCAUUUUGUGCUUGAUGUUAACCGGAGCUUAUCAGCCGAAUGUAGGUUUUUCACUGGUUCACGCAAAGCAACAGUCUCUCUCUUUUUCCACACACACACACACACACAUACAUACACACAUAUCAGAAACACCAGACUGCUUUCUUCUUGCUUUCCCAGAGUUUCAGAACACCAGCUUGGCCGAACAAAUGCUGCACCUCAACCAUGGAAGUAGAAAAAAAAAAAAAAAAAAGACGAACCUCAGGACAUUGUUUUUAUUUUUUGUUUGUUUUUUUUUUUUUUUCGUUUUUAACUCUUGUUAGAGUUUUUUUUCCGACGUCUAAAUGUGGAACACACGGAAACAGCAUUGCUCAUUGGCGACGCAAAAGCAGCCUAAAGACUCUCUGAAACUGCUGUCCGACCGAGACAAAUAUCGAUAUCGGAAAUACACGUACGAAUUAAUAUAUAUGUAGGUGCAGAUUAUAUAUAGACAUAAAUAUAUAUGCUCUCUGUGAAACAAUAUAUUUUCUAAGCAUGCCAUGUCAUUUGGAGUGCAGCGCUAGAAACCAGUGUAAAAAAAAAAAGAAAAUAAUCUGCAGCUGAGAGUGUGUGUGUGUGUGUGUGUGUCGAUUCUAGUGUUCCUAUGGCAUCAGUACCGAGUUACACUUACGUUAAUUACUAUGGCGUUCCCAUGGUGCUGCGGUGGCGUUACCAUGACAACCUUCUUUAGUCUGAGCAAUAGAGUAUGUUUGAUGUCCCUGUGAGAUUGUGAAAGGUGUGAAAAUGUUAUUCUAAACGACUUUACCACUAAACGAGUCAAAUCAAA